CACUCACGCAAGGGAAGUUACUGCCAAUACCCUUACUAUCACAAAGAGCAUAAAGUCUCUAACUUUGACAUCUUGGUGAACAAAGAUAACUUUGAGGUGCUAGAGUGGAAGGACGGCUCUUGGGGUUCAGUGCCUAAACAUUCAGUCAAAACUUGUUCCGGUGUGGACAUAUAUGUUGCCAAGAAUAAGUUUGGUCUUGGGAAGGUACAUGUUAGGAAUAAGGCGUUCUUCCUUCCUUGGGAGGGUUCUGAGUAUUUCUACAAGACCUACCAGGUCCUGACCUAUAGAAAAGAUGUAAUCAGCGAGCACAUCUCUGAAAUCAGCUACGACAUUGGUGUGAAUGUCAUUAAGUGUCCUCCAGAGUCCCUGUUCACUUCUACUGUCAAAAACAAUGAGUGCAGUUCAGUAGUGAAAUCCCCGACUGCCUCAGUGACACGUCAGACACAGACAAGGUUCGACUUCAGCUCCUCCACCAAAUUCGGAUUCAGCACGAGCUUCACGGGAGAAAUCCCCAUUAUCAGAUCUACAACUAUUUCGAUCAGCAGUGAAAUGACAUUCACAUUCUCAAGAGGAAACACAAGGACAGACACGACCACCCAGUCUAUGCCUCUGACUGUCACAGUCCCGCCCAACCAUUACUGCAGGGUCCAAACGGUGGUGCGUAGGUACAAGGCCAAUAUCCCUUUCACUGCUUGCCUCACUCGCCAAUUCACAAACGGGAGGGUCACAACGACGUUCAUCACUGGGACCUACACCGGCGUGGAUGCUGGAGAAGCUUCGGCUGUGGUGGAACGCUGUAGACCGAUUCCCAAGGCCGAGCCUUGUCCUGAAAGACGUUUGUAGUAAGAUGUCGGGGGAAAUUGGUGAGGCUCGGGAGGAAUGUGACCUUUCAUGUGAGCCUGUGACCAAAGGCAGUCCAGGGUGAGAUAAGACACAAAUGGAACCACACGUGCCUGACCUUUUAAAUGUUUAAUGGACUGGGUCCAUUAAGGGAGGGUCACUUCUGUCUGUACUUACGACUUGUGGUGAUGAUUUCUGUAUUCUUCAUCAUUUUUCUAUAUUCAAGUUAGCAAUAAAUACUUAAUCACAAAGCAA
Molecule: messenger RNA, 1095 nt
Organism: Gasterosteus aculeatus aculeatus (three-spined stickleback)
Lineage: Eukaryota; Metazoa; Chordata; Actinopteri; Perciformes; Gasterosteidae
Product: natterin-3-like
Source: RefSeq, a predicted model, not a curated record